Mus pahari (shrew mouse) is the source of this 3777-nucleotide messenger RNA. It is a transcript of the gene Znf324, whose product is annotated as zinc finger protein 324. The record is from RefSeq and is a predicted model, not a curated record. The transcript is spliced from 4 exons. Bases 377 to 2128 code for a protein of 583 amino acids. Gene Ontology annotation, molecular function: DNA-binding transcription repressor activity, RNA polymerase II-specific; DNA-binding transcription activator activity, RNA polymerase II-specific; RNA polymerase II cis-regulatory region sequence-specific DNA binding. Lineage: Eukaryota; Metazoa; Chordata; Mammalia; Rodentia; Muridae. Gene Ontology annotation, biological process: negative regulation of transcription by RNA polymerase II. Gene Ontology annotation, cellular component: nucleus.
GGUUGUCACUUUGCAGACUGGCUUAAGGCCACACGGGUGAUCCCGAUUGGUGCACGAAAGGCCUGGCGGACUCUGCAUUCUCCUGGAUGUUCUGGGGACCUAAGACUAGGGCAAAUGAGGAUGGUACUCGCAGUUGCCCGAUUCUAACCGUGGCUCAGCACACGUCGGCACUGCAAGCCCCAGCCCUGCCUCCUAGCCUCAGUUUCCCCCGUUGGCUCGUAGGCGGCAGCUGAAACCGUUAGGGUUGUGCCGAAGCCACGAACUCUCCAUCCCCCAGCCGCAGCCCGCCAGCAGUCCUCUGGGCGUACAACGCCCUUCUCUGACCGGGAAACUGAGGCCCAGGCGGGCUGCGCGAGGCCGUGGGCGGGGACGGGCUAUGCCCAGGUCUCUCGCCCGACGUGCCCCGCCCCCACUGCAGAUUCCGGUGGCGGCAACCUGGUCGCUGACAGAUCCUGCGCGGAGAUGGAUGGCCUUUGAGGAUGUGGCUGUGUACUUCUCCCAGGAGGAGUGGAUGUUCCUGAAUGCCGCCCAGAGGGCCCUGUACCGCCACGUAAUGCUGGAAAACUUCGCACUUGUAGACUCCAUAGGACCUUCUGUCUCCCGGCCUCGUGUGAUCAUCCAACUCCAGCGUGGCGAGGAACCCUGGGUUCCCAACAGGACAAAUACAGGCCCAGGCAGGGGUACUCACAGGAGAUCCAGCCUUGGAUCCAAUUAUAGUGCAAGAGACAGACAUGUGUCUGGAACACCUCCAGGGGCCACCUGUGACAGGCCUGAUAGGAUACCUACUGGUCUCCUUCCUCCUGCUGGUGCCUACCCGGAUGCAAAAAUUCUGGAGGGACACCAAAGUGCCUGCCCAUCUCUACAGACAAAACCCACAGGGGUAUCAGUGAUUUACUGGGAGCAGCUACUGCUAGGUUCCAGCAACAGUGAAGCAACUGUCAGCCUGCGACUGACUUCCCCAGUAGGGGUUCCUGAAAAUGGUUCGUCUAGAGUGAAGGCCUUCUCUGACUUUCUGGCCCCAGGGACGCGGCCACGGGUAGCAGGGCCGCAAAAGCCAGAGAUGCAGCCAACCCCUGGGAAAACUUUCCAAAGCAUUGCAGAUCUCCAUGGGGCAGAGGAGGGACGUGGGAUGAGUGAGGCUUGGCAUGAGUCUCAGGGAGACCCCAAUGUUCCAGAAGCCCGGAUAUGGGAUGAGCUGGGAGAGGCCCUCCAGGCCGGCCCAGGUCUUCUCUCUGGGGAAAAAACUUUCGAAUGUAGGGCAUGCAACAAAGUGUUCGUGAAGAGCUCAGACCUCCUCAAACAUCUGCGUACUCAUACCGGAGAGCGGCCUUAUGAGUGCGCCCAGUGCGGCAAGGCCUUCAGUCAGACAUCUCACCUGACUCAGCACCAGCGCAUCCAUAGCGGUGAGACGCCCUAUGUGUGCAUGGUGUGCAGAAAGGCCUUCCGACACAGCUCCUCACUGGUGCGCCAUCAGCGCAUCCACACGGUCGAGAAGUCAUUCCACUGCAACGAGUGUGGUAAGGCCUUCAGCCACGGCUCCAACCUCAGUCAGCACCUAAAGAUCCAUGCAGGAGGGCGGCCCUAUGCCUGCGCACAGUGUGGCCGCCGCUUCUGCCGCAACUCACAUCUUAUUCAGCACGAGCGCACGCACACCGGCGAGAAGCCCUAUGCCUGCUCCCUCUGUGGUGCAACCUUUAGUCAAGGCUCCUCUCUCUUCAAGCACCAGCGCGUGCACACUGGAGAGAAGCCUUUCUCUUGUCCACAGUGUGGCCGUGCCUUCAGUCACAGCUCCAACCUCACACAGCAUCAGCUGCUGCACACUGGCGAACGACCCUUCCGCUGCGGCGACUGUGGCAAGGCCUUUGCCAAGGGCGCAGUGUUGCUCAGCCACAGGCGCAUUCACACGGGUGAAAAGCCCUUCGUGUGCACGCAGUGUGGCCGUGCUUUCCGUGAGCGCCCAGCCCUCUUCCAUCACCAAAGGAUCCACACAGGAGAGAAGGCUCUGCGGGGGUCCAGGGGCAGCACACACCCCCAGGCUAGGUCUCUUGGGGCAUCCUUAGAUGGUGCACCUCCAAAGGCCACUUCUACCAUAGACCCACCAGCAGUCCCAAAGAUAGCUGAGGCCUAAGGUCACAGCUGUGCCCUUCUCUGGAAUCCCUUUCACUCACUGUGGAAGAGCCUGUGUUCUCAGCAAAUCCACUGUGUGUGAGCCAGGUACGAGGAAGACUUGCCAGUCAGUUACAUUUACAGCUAUAUCCUAAAAGAAGCUGUCCUUGAGAGGAAUCCAUAGAAUGCAUGACUUCCACCACCACCACCCCCGUGGAGUGGGCAGGGACUGACCCCUGAACUAGUGUGUGACCGUCAGACUUUUAUCUUCAUGGUGAUGCCACUUCAAUAUUUCCUGACUGUGGCUAUACAAACAGGAAAAGAGCCCGCAGUAGGCGGGAACUCUCAGAGUAGCAGCUGGAGACACCACCCCAGUGCGUUCCAUUUCUUUGGUGCAAGCCUCAGGCAAACAAAUGGUUUGUUUCUGUGCCUCAGCUUUCUCCUCUGGGAAAUGAAGAGGGAAGGAGAUCUGGACCAGUGGAGGAUGAUGCUAUAAAAUAUGCUAGCAGCUGGAUACUGUGACACAUGACUUUAAACUUGGGGAGGCAGAGGCAGGCAUGUCUCUUCUGAGUGGAAGGGCAGCCUGAUCUUCAGAGUGAGUUCCAGGUCUCAAUCAGAGUUACACAGUGAAACCCUGUCUAAACAAAGAGUAAAGUCCAAGUAGACUCACAGCCAGCCACGUGCUGGGUGCUGCCCAGUGAGCAGCUUGUGGGCCUUGUAUUGAUGUCUCCGCUUCGAACGAGAAAACUCAGGUGGCACAGGAGAGUUAGUGUGGCCUAGAGCACACAGCAGAACCAGGGUUGAACUCAGGUGUACUUCUCCAGUCUCCAUCCAGGCUCCCUUCCCUCUAGUCUACCAGGCUCAAAGGGCUGGCAUAACCCAUCAGUAGGAAAUGGAAGCCUGAAAGGAAGGUGUGGCCCUCAACUCUGAAAGACAGGUCAGAAAUGCUGGCUCCUCGCCGGCGGGCAUUCAUCCCCAUCCUCACCCGAGCCUGUCAUCAGCCACUACCAAAGCCAUGCUAUAUGAGCCCUUAUGUCUGAAGUGGUGCUAGUAACUUGAGAGGAAAUGAGACAGGGCUGCUUAUUUUUGCUGGGCUUAACCAUCAUGCGCGCGCACACACACACACACACACACACACACACACACACACACACACACGUCCCAUCCCACACAUCUGAGCCCAAGGUAAAGAGCUGAGCAGGGAAGACUUGGCAUUUCCUAGGACUUCUCAGACCCCUCCCCUGACUCCCAGUGAUAAUGACUCUAAAUUGUGAGGGAGGGCUGGCCUUUAGCAGACCAGGUCCCGUGUGGACCUGAGGUCAUACCAACAGGGAAAUGAAUGCCAGUAUUGAAAAGUUAAAACAGAUAUAUACUGUAAUUUCUUACCUAGAUAUGAAAGUCCACAUCUCUUGACUCCAGGACAUGCCUCCUGGUUUUUAUUACUGUUGUUUAUAGUUCAUAAUUAUAUGUGUGGAUACAUGUAUGUAAGGGCAUGCAUGCAUGCAGAAGUCAAAGGACAAUUUUCAGGAAUCAGUUUUCUCCUUCCACCAUAUGGGUGCUGGGGGUGGAACUCAAGCUGUAAUGCUUCAUGGUACAAGCUUCUAACCUCUGAGCCAUCUUGUUGGCCCUGAUGUUGUUUUGUGCCAGGGUCUCAUAUAACCCAGGCUAGCC